AUGGUAAUGAGAAUUCAUAUAUUUAAACAUGAUCAUCGUAUGGUUGUUCAAAUGCACACAGUUGGAACAUCGACUUGGAUAAAUAUUGAGGUAGAUUAUCCCAGGCAUUUGACAUAUGUGUUCAAACCUCCUACUUAUUUUAAUGGGGCACUUCAUUGGAUUGGUAGAGAUGUUGAUAGAAAUGCCUUGAUAUGGAUUUUUGAUUUUGACACAGAGCAGUUUCAAUUCUUCUCUAACACGCCCGAGGGUCAAGGUAAAGGCACCAUAUUAAAAUUCAGGGAUUCUCUUUGCUUCAUGUAUUUUAAUGAGCUGCUUAUCUCAAUGUGGAUGAUGGAAAGAUAUGGAGUUAGAGAAUCUUGGACUCCCAUUUUCCAGUAUUCCAUAACCAGAUCUCAGUUACCUAGUUGCAUGGCCUACCUUGAUCGUGAAAGUCAAGAGUUUAUGAUUUUUGCGACUCCUUGGUAUGAUUUCAAGGCUCAUGGCAAGUUUCAAAUGCUCGAACAUGUUCCUACUCUUAUCCCACUGAACAAUAUUAUCAUCGUAGAUAAUGUGAAGGUGCAGAAUAUUUACUCAUUGGAUAAUUCAAAUUGA
Arachis ipaensis is the source of this 591-nucleotide messenger RNA. RefSeq lists its product as uncharacterized. Lineage: Eukaryota; Viridiplantae; Streptophyta; Magnoliopsida; Fabales; Fabaceae. The record is from RefSeq and is a predicted model, not a curated record.